Dicrocoelium dendriticum is the source of this 928-nucleotide messenger RNA. The record is from the annotation of a GenBank genome assembly. NCBI's taxonomy places the organism in Eukaryota, Metazoa, Platyhelminthes, Trematoda, Plagiorchiida, Dicrocoeliidae.
AUGCAUACCAGCGAUUCCGACUUCAGUUGCUGUGGUUUGCUUAUUUUGUUUUACCUUUCACCUCUUCAGGCCAUGAUUGAACGCAACGAUCCGAAACUGAAGUACGUCAACGAUGGAGCCGCUAUUCGUAACCCGUUCGCAGUGGACCGUCGAGUUCAAUUGGCCUAUCUGACUGCCCUAUUGUGUGUCAGAACAGCAGACGGUGGGUAUGCGUGCAAGGGUUGCGACCGGACAACCGCUCGUCUGCGUCCGAUGCAACAGCAUUUGCUAUCGCACAGCGCCAGUAAAUUCAAUCUGUGUGUCCGAUGCCUCAAGGGAUUCAAUGACAAAUACGACAUGAAGCGACACACCAGAAAACACACUUUGGUUCGGCCCUACGUGUGUCCCGAAUGCGGUCGUUCCUUCAGUCAGCGCUGUUCACUAGAGGGUCAUCGGAAGAAGAUCCACAAAAUCCGCUUGGGCUAUUCUCGAAACCAGCGACGGGAGGCAGUUCGCGUUUGUGAAUGUUGUGGGUUUGCCUGCUGCGACACUGCCCAAAUGCUGGCCCACGUCGUCCAACUGCACCCGGACAGUUCCAGCCUACCACGAUUGCGACGUCAACUUGUACGACAAGAGGAACGCAAACGUUGCUGCUUACAGUCGACUCGAUCGACAACAGAACAUAGUGCCAUGUUCGAUACAUUCACGAACACUUGCACCGGCUUUGUGGCCUCUACCAGCUGCAACGACUUGAAUGCCGUCACCUCUUCAGGAGUGAAGCCAGAAGCAACCGCGGAGACUCCAAGGACAAAAAUCGUAGAGUUCAACCGAAUGGAGUACCCAUAUAGUUUCCAUGCGUCUGAUACGCCAUUGAUGUACACCUAGGUCGACAUUCAAACACACCCGAAAACACCACGCUUGAGGUGAACUUUGAUUGGACGACGUCCCU